GGGGAGGGGAGGGGGGGCAAUGGUUCUCCAGUGCCUGCCUUCGUUGCAGACGACAAAUAGCCAGAUGCGCGUGCUUCUGCGCGACGUCUGUUUCGUCAACGCUAAUCAGCAAAAGAAAUAAAAGGGGAAAAGAAGAGAAAGCAAAAGAAGAAGAAGAAAAGACAGAAAAAAAAAAGGAACAGGACAAAAUCCAACGGGUCUUACAAAUGCCUGGUGAGCGGUCCACCAAUGUGUCAGUCGCCCUUCGGGUUCGUUUGUAUGACCAGCAGAGAAUCUUCCGGUGCUUUUUUACAACGGGCAAACAAGGCUUCAAUCCUCCUCCGCACAGAGCAAGGGUUUGCCCCCCCCCCCAUACACACUUGCUCACCCGUUUAAAAAGGGGACAACAUUGCCCGACAUUGGGGAAGGCCGCAGGCUCUUGUAAGCCAAAAGGAACUGAGACCGUGGCCGCGAGUGAGUCAGGAUUGCCGUCAAAACACCUCAUCCCAAAGCCGGCCCUCUGCCUGCGCCCUGCCGUACCAGGAUAUUCCUCGCCGGAACCUCGCGACGUUGCUCAACCGGCCGCAAACCUGGCGCGCACCCUCUCUCAGCGUCAAACUUCAAAAUCAUUCCCAAAGACGAACUCUGGACAGCUCCGUGUGGGAAACAAGUGCUUCUUCCUGGCUCAACCUUCCCUCACAGCCCUCGACGUUGCAUGGCAUGCAUUGAUCCCGCGCCCGCCUCGAGUUGCACCGCCCACCCCGUUCCUCCUUCUCUUGCUCUUGCUCUUGCUCUUGCUCUUCCUCCUCCUCCUCCUCCUCCUCCUUCUUCUUCCCUUCUCCCUCCGUCCAGGCCUGACAAACGCCAAGCCAAUGCAAACAAUGUUUGUAGUUCGCUCACCCUCCCUCCUACUCGGCUGCGUCGGAACUCUCCUGUAUGCUUUUGCAUCAUGAUCGGCCUUCGUUCAGUCUGGGAUACCAACUCGUAUACCUUUCACUAAUGCGACAGAAAGCACACUCUCUCGUCCACGCGGCCUGCCUUGUCCCUGGCCACACAUGCCGAGCUUCUGAGACGACU
This is a messenger RNA of Colletotrichum navitas, 1056 nucleotides long. RefSeq lists its product as uncharacterized. The coding region runs from base 207 to 932 and encodes 241 amino acids. The record is from RefSeq and is a predicted model, not a curated record. NCBI's taxonomy places the organism in Eukaryota, Fungi, Ascomycota, Sordariomycetes, Glomerellales, Glomerellaceae. The transcript is spliced from 2 exons.